AUGAUUGCUUCAAAUUGGAAGGUCACAAAACAGGGCCACAUCUCAAAACACAGCAACAAAACAAUGGAGUUUUUCCUUGCUUCAAUGCACGGAAACCUCUCAAGGAGGUUUGCUCCUAAGUGCAGUACUGCCUUUAUUGAAGCUCCGUUGUAUGGCUGCCAUUGGUUACUUCUUGCUCACCCAAAAUACCAACUUGUCCCAAAAGCCACUUUCAACAUUUCUCAGCCACCACCUGAAUUUUUUAGAUUUACCAUAAUCAUGACUGCAUUUGGAAACACAGGUAAUCUCCCUCUUGCAAUUGUGGCCUCUGUUUGCCACAGUGAUGAUAACCCUUUUGGUACUGAAGAUGACUGCACUGCCUGGGGUGGCAUAUGUUUUUUUUACCAAGAAGCUUGGGAAUUCUAUCUGAGGCCAUGGUGCCUUCGGCCGUGCUUGUUUCUGUGGAGGCAUGCUGCUGGAAGGUCCAACGAAAUCAAAUCUAGGAAUGAGAAAUACAAUUGGUUAUUGUUUGCAGCUUUUGGUACUUCCCUUUGCAUGGAAUUGGUGUGCUCUAUUGGCUGA
Messenger RNA from Prunus armeniaca (apricot), 561 nucleotides. NCBI's taxonomy places the organism in Eukaryota, Viridiplantae, Streptophyta, Magnoliopsida, Rosales, Rosaceae. The record is from the annotation of a GenBank genome assembly.